CCGGACGAGGUGAGCCGAGCUUGAACCCCGAGCGACGACAACCUCUUCCUCUAGAUCCUCUUGCUCUUCGAUCUCCUUGUAUCGACGUCGUUGGCUCUCUGUCUGUAUAUAAGAGUCCCGACUGUCCAUAUCCAGAGCUACAAGCCAAGGGGAAAGCCAUGAGUACCUCAACAGGAGACGACCUCGAGCAGAUCCAGGACCAGCUGCAAGAUCGCAUGAUCAAGAGCGGAGAGUGGUCCCGGAUACAGCGGUCAUUACAGGUCAAGUUGAACGAGAUGGGAUGGGCGGACCAGGUGUUAAGUCAUGCCAAAGAAACGGCCAGCACGCAGAACCCCUUGAACUUCGACAGUCUGCAGGACAACGUUCAGGAAUUUGCCUCCAACACCCUUCCAGCGGACGUCCGACAAGCCGUCCUGAAGGAAAUUCAAGCAUACGUUAGAUCUCAGCUGCAACAAUAAACUUCUCCUCCCUGUCCACAAUCAUAUACGCCUUGCGCGCCUUGUCGACCAAUUGACGGAUCCUAGGACAAGUAAUAAACGAGGCAAACAAAUCAGGACCCAUACAUCUCUUCUGUCCACUUUACGAACUUUUUGGCACCCGGAACGAUCCGUUCUGGGGACGCCGAUGUAACACUACUAUUCUAUCUGUAUAUUUAACGACACCCGCGCGAAGAAUUCAUCUUGGGCUAGGCCUGGACAAAUUUGCUUCUGCCUACCUGCUCCAAUUGCCCCCCGUUCAUCAUCGGCUCAGGUAGCAGGUAGUGAACUUGUACAUAUCAAGUC
Filobasidium floriforme is the source of this 782-nucleotide messenger RNA. RefSeq names its product transcription factor e(y)2-domain-containing protein. The transcript is spliced from 4 exons. Gene Ontology annotation, molecular function: transcription coactivator activity; chromatin binding. Gene Ontology annotation, cellular component: nuclear pore; SAGA complex; DUBm complex. Gene Ontology annotation, biological process: regulation of transcription by RNA polymerase II; positive regulation of DNA-templated transcription; poly(A)+ mRNA export from nucleus. Lineage: Eukaryota; Fungi; Basidiomycota; Tremellomycetes; Filobasidiales; Filobasidiaceae. The coding region runs from base 159 to 458 and encodes 99 amino acids. The record is from RefSeq and is a predicted model, not a curated record.